Molecule: messenger RNA, 675 nt
Organism: Quercus lobata
Lineage: Eukaryota; Viridiplantae; Streptophyta; Magnoliopsida; Fagales; Fagaceae
Exons: 1
Coding region: 1-675 (224 amino acids)
Molecular function (GO): RNA-DNA hybrid ribonuclease activity; nucleic acid binding
Source: RefSeq, a predicted model, not a curated record
AUGAAGAAUGUUGAGCUUAUGGCAUCGGUUAUGUGGACCAUUUGGCACUGUCGAAAUCAGGUACAAACCUCAUCCAAAGAGUACCCGUUGUCACAAGUAAUAUCAGCAGCUUCACAGGCUUUAGCCACUUUCCACGACUCUAUUUCUGUCACCCCAAAACAGAGCCUACACAAUGUACCAACUCAGAUAAGGUGGUCUCCUCCCUCGGUGGGAACGGUCAAGGUAAAUUUCAGCAGGGCCAUAUUCAAAGAUAUACGGAAAGUAGGCAUCGGAAUGAUUGUUCGUGACAGCAACGGGCAAGCAAUAGCCUCUCUGUCCGAACAAACUAGCCUACCUUUUUCCCCGGAGAUAGCUGAAGCUAUGGCCGCAACAAGGGCGAUAUCUUUUGUACAAGACCUUGGUUUCACUUCUUUCAUCUUGGAAGGCGAUUCAGUUAACGUAAUAAACACCUUGAACUCAGAUGAGAAGUCCCUAUCUAACUAUGGUCAUGUACUCAGCUCAGCAAAAUCCAUGUUGGUGGCAAGCAGUUGUGUUUCAUUCUCCCAUGUUCGCCGUGCGGGUAAUUGUGUAGCGCACAACCUAGCUAAACAUGCUAGACAUGUUAGAGGUUUUACAGUGUGGACUGAAGAUGUUCCUCCACACCUGAAUUCUGUAUUUCUCGCCGACCAUGACUAA